AUCCUUUGCCGUCCACUCUUCAGCAUCCAAAUCCUCCUCCUCCAACUCCCACCAACGCGUGGAAACUUUCUCCUUCCCUGCCCUGUGUCAAUCCUCAGAAGCAAGUAACGAGACCCCUUUCGAACUCCUUGUUUGUACAAUGUCUCAGGUCCAACACAUUUCAUCAGAUUUCCAGCAAGACUCCUCGAAUGGAACGAUGCAAAUCAAAUCAGACUUUGACAGCGAAUAUAUCAAGAAUGCUUUCAGAGAGCGUUAUUGCAAGUCGUGGUCUCCAUGCCAGAAGAACAAUGUUCUGUUUCCAACAUAUUCUGACGCUUUCGAAGAGGACCUUUCCUCAAUUUUCGACUGCCCGAAGCAAAUGUUCAACAACGCACCACUACCACAGCAAGACCAUCGACCUGUGCCUUGCUUUUGCAAUGCAAAGCUUGUUUCUAGCCUUGAUGACGAGGACCCGGUCGACGAAGAUGAGAUGAUGAUGUACGAAUACACGGAGUCCGGUCAGAACAUUUCGAGGGUUUCAUAUAACAAGAAGAUGGCGAAAGAUGUCUACAAGUGAGAGGAAUUUUUGUGGUUCAAGCGGCUUUAAUUGUACUCUAUUCGUAACUUGCAAGUAUGGUGCAAGAGUGAACAUUAGACUGAAGUAUUAUGAGGGAGGAAACUAGUAUGGUUUCUCCUACUAGUGGAGUCUGAAUGGCUCUGCUCGGAUUCUGAUCGGUUUAGCUGAAGGCUAGGUCUUUCAUACUACAUUAGCUCCCUAUGAAUUGAUUCUAGUGACGUUUGAAAUAAAUUUUUCAGAUCUUG
Guillardia theta CCMP2712 is the source of this 801-nucleotide messenger RNA. RefSeq lists its product as hypothetical. Lineage: Eukaryota; Cryptophyceae; Pyrenomonadales; Geminigeraceae. Bases 197 to 556 code for a protein of 119 amino acids. The transcript has a single exon. The record is from RefSeq and is a predicted model, not a curated record.